CACUCCCACUAUGACGCACCUGUGCAGAAGAAGGUAACUGAGGUUCCACGGUGGGUAAUAAGACUGCACUAAAACUACUGGAUUAUCAUCGACGUCUCAUCGUAGUUAGCACGUGCUUUUGGGAGAACAUGGUCGAAGAAUACCUCACCGUCGCUGUAUUGUGUUUCUUUUGCAUUUCAGGAGUAGACAACAAGGACAUGACUAAUGGGUUAAAACUUUCCAAUUAUUCCAUUGUUCAACCUCAACUGCUUCUUACAAAGCUUCAACAAUCUGACGAGGAGUAUAAAUCAUAUGAGCUAAAAAUAGAAAACAGAGCUCACGUCCUUCAUCUCAAGAGGAACAGAGACUUUUUACAUCCAGAUUUUGUUCGGGAUACGUUUUACGUCUCUGGUAAUCCCACAAGAACCCACCCAAAACAUGUGCAUUGUUAUUACCACGGAGAGGUGGAAGGCUACGAGGAUUCGAUGGUGGCGCUCAGCACGUGCUACGGAUUGAGGGGUGUGAUCCUUUUUGCAAACGAGAGUUAUGGACUCGAGCCUGUGCCGCAGUCUGCCAGCAACGAUCACCUUCUUUACCGACUGGCCGAUAUCCAGACGGACUCUGUCGCCUGUGGCGUCAUCCACGAGGCCGUGCCUGCCCCGAACCGUGAACCUUUUGAGCCCAGACACGUCAUCUCAUCUCUGCUGCGGAGGAAACGCAAUUUACCUCAGACGAGAUACGUGGAGCUGGUUUUGGUUGUGGAUGAACUCCGGUAUCGGUUCAAGCAAGAAAAUGAAACUGCGAUACAAGAGGAGAUGGUGGAAAUGGCCAACCUGCUUGAUGGGUAUUACAAGCCGCUGAAUAUCCGUGUGGUGCUAGUGGGCCUGGAGAUUUUUAGCGAGGGCAACCCUUUCGCGGUGGAGGGGUCCGCAGGCGCCGUGCUGCGGAACUUCGUCAAGUGGAGGAAGUCCACCUUGUUGCCGAGGAACCGGCACGACAUUGGUCAGCUUGUGGUCGGUCGGGCAAAUUCAUUCCCAGGAGGUGUGCUGGGCAUGGCCUUUGUUGGCACAGUGUGUUCGGCGACCAGCUCUGGAGGAAUCAGCGUGUUUGGCGACGACUCGCUUGUUUUUGCCUCCACCAUUGUGGCCCAUGAGAUGGGUCACAACCUGGGCAUGAACCAUGAUGACAACCGCUGCAACUGUGAUGGAGGAAGCUGCAUCAUGGCAGCCAGCGCAAGCGGCGCCACAAGUUUCAGCCGGUGCAGCGGCGAAGAUUUUGAGGCGCUCAUCCUCAGGGGACGAGGGGUGUGUCUGAUAAACCAGCCUUCCCUUUCGGAUGUCAUUGGCACCUCGCAAUGUGGUAAUGGCUUGUUGGAAGAAGGCGAGGAGUGUGACUGCGGCACCCCAGAGGAAUGCCAGAAUAGAUGUUGUGUUGCUGCCACUUGCAAACUCAGCACUGGAUCCUCGUGUGCUCAGGGGAGUUGCUGUAAUGACUGUCAGUUCAGAGUUGCUGGGACACAGUGCAGGGGGUCUGUCGACGCGUGCGAUCUUCCCGAGUUCUGUAAUGGCACCAGUGCCUUCUGCCCCAACGACUUCUACAUCAUGGACGGCCUGUCCUGUCAGAACAACGCGGCGUACUGCUACGAGGGCCGAUGCCAGACAUACGACUCCCAGUGCCGAGGUCUUUUUGCACCAGAUCCGGCGACAAAGGCGUCAGAUGUUUGUUUUCUGCAUGCAAACAUGCAGGGCAACCUAUUUGGGAACUGUGGGAUCACCAGCAGUGGAGAUUACAUCAGAUGUGCGGUGGCGGACGCCAUGUGCGGAAAAGUGCAGUGCACUAAUGUGGACGUCAACCAACCGCCUCCAGGCGCCCACGUCAGUAUCCAGGUCAUAAACGGGUCCAGGUGUGUCAACGCCGACUUCAACCUCGGGCCAGAUGUGCUGGAUCCUGCCUAUGUUAACCCCGGGAGUCCGUGUGCUGAAGGCAAAACCUGCCUCGAUUUUAGGUGCGUGAAUGCCUCGGCUCUGCUUCCCAACUUAGCAUGCGAUGCCCAGACGACUUGCAACGACCACGGGGUAUGCAACGACCAAGGAAACUGCCACUGCGACGAUGGUUGGAGCCCGCCAAACUGUAACCGUGCGGGGGGAGGCGGCAGCAUCGACAGCGGUCCCACCAAGAUAGACUACUCACUCAGAAACGGCCUUUUGAUCUUCUUCCUGCUCGUCGUGCCUGUGCUGGUUCUUCUUGUUCUGGUGCUGCUCUUCCUCUUCAGGAGGGAUGCAUUCAACCCGUGCCUCAAACAGGUUCGCCGUUUCAGGCCACAACAUUCUGGACACGGCAGCGCUAAUCAACAUUCAAACGGCAAUACCGAGACGCACGCUACCACUCGUAUCCCAGACGAUGUCCCUCCACAGAGGCUUCCAUACUCGCCGGCUACUUCAGCUCCGAUUUCUGGUUUCAGGUAUGGAGAAGGGGAUCAUUGGAAUGCUGAUUUGAACACUAACUCUUCACACCAUUUGGCUCCCAGACAGGGGCCCGGAGUCCCGAAAGCGAUUCCCUCCCCGCGUCCACCAAACUAAGAUUUUUUUUUUGUGUGUGUAUGUGUGUGAAUUUCAAAUGUAAAAAGUUGUUUACAGCUCAGAUGAAUGCACUCUUAAAUCCGCAGAAUGUCAUGUGUAUCACUAAUAUUUAUUGGAACGUAUGUAAUUCAGUUGUUAGUUACUUAUACUGUAUAUAUUGUAUAGUUUUGGAACAAUUUUAAUGUUUUUUUGAAUUAAAGGAAAUUUCAAUUGUAAU
This is a messenger RNA of Syngnathoides biaculeatus (alligator pipefish), 2775 nucleotides long. RefSeq lists its product as uncharacterized. NCBI's taxonomy places the organism in Eukaryota, Metazoa, Chordata, Actinopteri, Syngnathiformes, Syngnathidae. The record is from RefSeq and is a predicted model, not a curated record. Gene Ontology annotation, cellular component: plasma membrane. Gene Ontology annotation, molecular function: metalloendopeptidase activity. Gene Ontology annotation, biological process: proteolysis. The transcript has 22 exons. Bases 129 to 2558 code for a protein of 809 amino acids.